CCGAACGAGGCGGUCGUGUGCAACGGACGCGGUGCGGUUAUUGAAAAAGAAGUUUCCCAAAAAGUGAGAGAGAGUUAGUUGUUGAUGUGAAAGAUUCUCAUAUCGUUCUUUUUGUUUUUUUGUUUUGUACACACGCAACGAAACUGAAUUCGAAUUCGUCGUCGGUGCAAUUGUAAUAAAUGCCGGUCUCGCUGCUGUCCAUGUAAAAACCGGUUUAUUCUGCCGCGACGCCUUUUUUUUCGUCCCAACUGCAACAGCAGCAGCAGCAACAACAACAACCACAAAGAAAAGAAAUUCAUUUAUUUACACAUUUUCGGACCGUCUGCGAGUGUGUUUUGUGAAAGUGUAUGUGUGUGCGUUGACUCCCACGCCAAGGAUCGCUAGCGAUAUAUUGAAAGAAUCGAAAUCUAAAAUCAAAAUCAACAAAAUCGCGCAUCGUUUAAUCGGUAAAAAGAUCCACAAAUAUUUUUUUCUGGUGUGUGUGUGUUUUUUCUAAAUGAAAUUGCCAGUGUAAAAAAAAUCAAAUCAAGAGUCCAAGAGUUGAAGGAAGGCAAAAGCCAAAAGCAAAAAGCAAAAAGCGCAGCAAAAAAAAUAAAUAAAUGCAAAUCAAGAAGUCAAAUUUGUAAAAAAAAAAUAAAGAGAGUAAAGAGUCAAAUGCAAAUAUAACAAAUGCAAAACAUGUGAAUUACAAAAACACAAACAGACCAAGUAAACGAAACAACAAAAGAAAAAAAAACAACAAGCAAAUAGGAGUGUGAAUUAAAAGUAAAGGCAAAAAGUACCAGAAAUCAAACACAACAACAGCAAGGAAGAAGCACGCACGCACAAAACGAAAAGAAAAGAGUGUGGCUUAAAGCGGCUUAAAGUGUUUUGUUUGUGCUCACAUAUUUCCAUAUUCAUAAACAGUCAAAGGACAAGAAGCAGCAGCAGGACUUUCAACUCAAAUCGCAAAACUUGGCUUUUCAGCUAGUUGAUGAUGCGCUUCUUUGUCAGCGCUUGAGUAUCGCGAGUGUCGUUAGUGUAACCGAUACCGGAAUACCUGAGUGUCCCCAUCAUCAUCAACAGCAGCAGCAGCAGCAGCAACAUGUAUCCGGCCAGCGCCAGCAGCAAUGCCGCCGCCGCCGCUGCCGCAACCAAGUUCCAGAACCGUUGUGUGUCGCCGCAAUUCGCCAGCUUUGCGCCGCCACCGCCCUCCGAUUAUCCGCCGCCCCAGCAACAGCAACAACAGCAGCAGCAGCAACAGUUGCUGUCGGGACAAACCACCGCGGUGGCUGUGCACAGUGCACCGGGACACGGCUCGAUGCGACAUCUGCAGCGCAACCAGGCGCUGACCAUGAGUGGCCACGGACAUGGACAUGGCCAUCCGGGACAUCCAGGUCAUGGUCAUGCCUCACAUGGACAUGGCAUCAACAUGGGCAUGAAUAUGGCCAUGGGCAUGGGACAUGGCGCCGCCACAUUGGGACAUCACCAUCAGGGUGGCCAUCGCGGCGAUCUCAUUUUCCCCGAUGACAUGGAUAGCAUUGAGUUCUGCAUGCCAGCACCGCCAUCAUCCUCGUCUUCAUCGUCACAGCAAAACGGGGAGCUGCUCCUGCUGCAAGGUAGCCACGGGGAGGCAUUCACGGAGCGACGACGUCGCGGCCACAGUCGACGCAGCAAUCACAAGAUGGAUGUGGAGCAGCAGGUGAAGUGGUCGCGUAAGAACAUCGCCGCCACUAUGGAGCGCUUUGAGCCCACCACGAACACACAGUCGUCGUCGUCGACCUCCUCGCUGGACUAUGGCUUCGCCGCUGGCGUCAUGACGCCCAGCAGCAGCAGUGCCACGCCCUCGCACGGCGCUGGCUCCGGCUCGUUGGGCAUGUCCUCGACGCCCUCGCUGCACGUGGCCUUCAACGGCGGAGGCGGCGCAGCUGGCGGCAGCAGCACAGCCAGCGGAAGCGGCGGAGGUGGAGGAGGAGGAGGAGCAGCAGCAGCUGCAGCCGGAGCACCAUUCAAUCAUGUGUACUCGUAUGCUUACUACGAACCCGGGGCAGCCAAAUGUCAUACGAAUGUGCCCGCCCAGGGCAACGGUCACCAUCACAAUAACCAUCACCAUCAACAGCAGCAGCCGCAGCCGCAUCCGCACUCAAAGAGUCCGCCACGCAACUCGAUACGCGCCCUGCUGGCGAAGAGUUUUCGCUCAAAGUCAUCGUCGCACAGCGGCCAAUCGACAUCGUCGUCACCCAGCGCCGAGGAGCGGGAUCGUCACACGUACACCACACGCUACGGCACCACCGAGAAUCUGUACGAGGAGGUCAGCGAUCAGAAGAUACGCAAGGUGCUAUCCGACAAUCGGAUCGCCAGCUCCGGUUCGGGCAAUGUCAAGGAGGAGCUGCGUCGUGUGCAGCACAAUCACUUCCGGGUGCUCGACGAAUUGAAUCUGUCGCUGGAGGCCCUAAUCAUGCCGCCCACGCCGCCCGACAUCAGUCCUAGCCACGGCGGACCGGCCAGCGCCAGCGCCAGUUCCAGCGAUGUGCAGCACGAGGCGCCAACCACAAGUCACAGCAGCGGAAGCGGCAGUGGCAGUGGAAGUGGCAGCAACAGCGGCUUUGGCAUGGGAAUGGGCAUGAGCAUGGGAAUGGGAAUGGGGGGCAUGGGUGGCAUGACUGGCAUGGGCAUGGGUGCCAUGGGCAACAGCUCGUCGUCGUCGUCAUCGUCCGCACAGGCGGCCAAGAAUCAAGUGCUGGCCACAGGCCAGCGGCCACGUCGCGGCGGUUUGCUGGGCGGUGCGGCGACAAGUGCCGCAUCCAAUUCAAGCUCGGCAUCGCAUGCCAGCUUGGAGAAUCUGUCGAGCACAUUGAACAGCAUGGAGCUGAAGGAUCAUGCGCACAGCAGCUGCAUCAAUCCGGAGUUCGAUGAGGGCGACCUGGACAGCGGCUUCAGUGGCAGCGGCAGCAGUAGCGGCGCCAGCUACAAUGAGAGUCUGCGCUACUAUAAAACGGGCACGCCCACCAGCCACAGCCACAGCCAUAAUCACCACAGCCAUAGUCAGAGCCAGAGCCAGAGUCACAAUAACAACAACGGAGGAGGCGGAGGCGGAGGAAGCAACAGCAACAAUAAUAAUCACAUACACACACUGCCGCACAAUCUGAAUCGCAGCUGUCGAUCCUCAACCGCAUCGGGCACAUCCACAUCGAAGAGCAGCAUGGCCAGCUGUGGCGAGGAUCAGGGAAUUGCUGGCAUGGGUCAGGGUGGCAUCGGUGGCAUGGCAGGCAUGCCGAUGGGCGGUAUGCCCAUGACCAUGACCCCAGGCAUAGCCAUGAACAUGGCCAUGGUCGGUGCCCUGCCGGAGUCGGCGGCGUCCGUCUCCCCCUUCAACUAUCAGCGUCGUUGCUCGGCGGAUCAACAGCGGGCCUCGGGACGCUCGAUGGCCUCGACUGCGGGAUCUGGUUCCGGAAAUGGAGCUGUGGCCGUUGCUGCCAUGGCGCGAAACCCAAAAAGAAUUUCUGGACCAUGAAACCGUGAUGCUACAAAAAGGCCCUGCGACACAUUUGCAAGAAAUGGAGCAUUGUUAUGGAAUACAAUACAAAGACUGCCUCAUGCCAUGCCAUCCACUACUAUCAACCGCAUCAGCAUCCACAUACGCAUUCGCACUCGCAUUCGCAUCAGCAUCAGCAUCAGCAUCAACAUCAGCAGCAUCAGCGUUAUCGGCAAC
Molecule: messenger RNA, 3691 nt
Organism: Drosophila nasuta
Lineage: Eukaryota; Metazoa; Arthropoda; Insecta; Diptera; Drosophilidae
Product: hornerin
Exons: 6
Coding region: 1085-3493 (802 amino acids)
Source: RefSeq, a predicted model, not a curated record